UGAAUUUCUAUUUUAAGGCUUUAGGCAAAAACGGAAUACACCGAUCAGCUUACCGAAUAUAGUUUCACAAAUAUUCUAGUGUAAAUUGCGAUAAAAGAGAUAUUAAUUUCCGUGGUUAACAAUUUCGGAAUAAUGAGUUUCUGGAGUUAAGGAAAAAACAAAUAUUUUUCGGAUUUAUAAUGGAUCGAAGUCAUCGAUAUCACUUGAAAGGCGUGCUUCUGGUUGUCAUGCUCGGCACCUCGACUGCAUCACCUCCUUCGGUGUCGGUACACCUGGACAGCGACCCAAACCCGCUACUCGGAAACAGUGUCGUUAUUGAGUGUGAAGCUGAUGACUUCGAUGGAAACGAUGUCGUCUUUAAAUGGACGUUUAGGAACAUGCAAAUUGAAAAUAUGUCCUCCCGGGGGAAAUACAUGGAAGAGCUGGAUAGUUAUUACUCACACCUGACUAUUCAUGACAUAGGCCAUGCUGACCUGGGACAAUAUGAAUGUUUUGCAAGUAGUAGCGCAAAUGGACAGCUGUCGGACAAGUACAACCUAAAUUUUGAUUUUAAUCCAUCACUUUACAUGAGCAAACGCCAAGCAAAAAUCGGUGAUGACGUAACCAUGGUAUGCAGACACAAUCCGAAUCAGGGGGAUUGGAAAUUCGAGAACAGAAGGGGAAAUGUUAUUUCGUCGGCUGAAUACUUUAAGCGAUUUGUAAACCAUGUGACAAGCUUUGUCGCACCUGUAUAUAUGAAGAACAUUACGCUGCACAAUGUUACUCUGGAGCAAAGUGGAAACUACAUUUGUUUCAAUACAAGAGGCCAGCCGAAGGAAGAUACAACUACAUUAGAAGUCAAUGGAAUGACGAUCAAUUGCCAUAGCCAGAAUAAUGAGGAUAUGAUUUUAACUGAGGGUGUUGAUGAUACAAUUGUUUGCACUGUCCAAGCCAAUCCGGCUAUUGAAAGAGACGCUGAUGUCGGCUUGUGGUGGUCACCUACCGUUGGCAGUGCCGAAUUUGAGAAAAUACCUAACGAUGUUUGUAAUGUCGGUAUGGAGCCAGGACCCCCUUUAACUACUUGGACCCUAACAAUAGAUGUAAAAGGGAAAUAUGUGUAUCGGCUAAUCAACAAACGCAUUAAAAUCCAAAUCAAGGACCAAUACGUAUAUAUCAAUAUACAAAUACAGCAACCAUGUCAACCGCCGUGUGGGCCAAAUAUGAAGUGUGACAUGAAAGGGCAAUGCUCGUGUACGCCCGGAUAUCGCCUCAACCCUGUUGGUAUCGGCACAGGAUGUGUUCCAGAAGAAAAUGAGCAACCCUGUCAACCGCCGUGUUGGCCAAAUAUGAAGUGUGACAUGAAAAAACAAUGUUCGUGUACGCCUGGAUUUCGUCCCAACCCUGUCGGUAUCGGCACAGGGUGUAUUCCAGAAGGAAAUGAUAUUACGACAACAGAAAUCGCCUAUGCUAAACCACAAAUCGCUGCAAUUGCUGGUGGUGUAACAGCUGGUGUUAUAACGAUGGUAGUCUGUGUCGUCGUCUUCUGUGUUCUUCGAAAUCAAUAUUCGUGUGCGUUCAAGGUCACCCGUAAAGAAGGUUCACGUUCAAGGCCUACCGUACCUUUUGAUGAGAAUCCUGGUUAUAACGCUGCCGUAAGGAGCGAAACUAACACACCUUUUUACGACGAGUUGAAGGUUCCCGUAUACCACAACACGAUUGUGUAGAACCAAGUGCAGACAGUGUUUUAAAUGAGACAACUGAAUUCCAUGUAUGGUGUGCUCACGAUCCCAUGAGCUAUGAUGAUCAAUUAUUGUUGUCGAUACUGAGUAACUCCGCAAUGCUCUUUGUUGAUUAUAAACUAUUGAUACAUAUAUUGAAAAGAAAAUGAGAUAAUGCUGCGAAUUGUGUACGAAAUAACUAUCCAUCCUAAAACUGUAAAUCUAUUUUAUAUAAAAGCAAAUAAUAACAUACAACUGGACACUUAAUUAUUAAGAUCUAACUUGCAUGUCUCUUAAGUUUUCUUUCAACUAAUUCCCAGAAAAAAUAAUUAUGAAUGGACCUAUUUGUUUACGGAGAAAUCAUUCGACCUGACUCUAUAUCCUGUUCAUCGUUGUCUUCUGAGUGACAAAGAUAAGAUGAACUAACGCUGUAGUUAUUAUCAUGCCAAGAUUAACGCUGUGACGAUUUAUGCCAAUAAUGUUAAGAAAGCAAAAGUAAAGAUGAUUAUGUGCUUAUAAACACAGCUAUUUUUCAUCUAGCAGAAUCUGUAACUCACUUUGGAAUAUUCCUACAUAAACCGUUAAUAUAUUACCAUGCUGUUAAAGCUCGAAAAAGAAACGGUAUGUAUACGAUUUGAGCAAUACAUCUUUGUGAAUAUUGCGCAAAAUUAUAAAAUUUACGUCUGUCAUUAAUAUCUCUCUGUAAUAACAAUUACUCGGCGCAAAAUACUCACGUUUAUGACAUGAUAAUACGUUCAAUGAGCUUGUAUCAUUACUUUACAACAGCAUUUUAAUUGUAAUGGUCUUUUUGUUCAAUAUAUUAUUGUCUGACAAUAAUGCUUCAUUAACUGGUACAUGCUUCUCUAAAUACUGGUACAUGUUUUCCCUAACAUAAUAAAGGAUACUUUUAUUCCGCACUGAAUACACAAACUUGUAACGAAAUACAUAGAAAAUAAACUGUUUUACAGUG
Molecule: messenger RNA, 2667 nt
Organism: Mya arenaria
Lineage: Eukaryota; Metazoa; Mollusca; Bivalvia; Myida; Myidae
Exons: 14
Coding region: 180-1703 (507 amino acids)
Source: RefSeq, a predicted model, not a curated record